GUGUAAAACCCCUCCUUACAAAUUGAAAAACUGGUAUAACAUUAAAUAAUUGAAACCGAUCGAUACUCAACAAAAUCAACUAUAGUCUAUUGUUCAACUCUCAAAUUAAACACAAACAAAUAUCAGAAAAUGCUACUUACUUUCCAAGUCUCUUCCUAAGUCUUCUCUUCCCAUAUUACACUCACAAUCACCUCUUCUUCUCUAUUCUACAUUCUCUCCCCGGUUUAGAACUUCUGUAAGAAUAUUUUUAUGCUCUACAAGAGAAUAGAUUUAUAGGGAUUUGAUUUCAAAGAAGAAGAGAUACAAAUACAAGUGAAGGUGCAGUGGACAAAUUUUUAUACCAUGGUAGGAUUGGAACUCAUACCAAUAGGUACAAUUUUAACUGUUGUAACAAACCAAGUAUUGCGAACAGCUCAUGCUGCAGCUGAUGUUCUUAUUGGCAAAGAGAGUUUCAAAGCACUUUCGAAAUAUCUAUUCGAUAUCGAGCCAGUACUAAAGGAGUUACAGCGUCAAGAACUGAACGAUUCUCAACCUGCAAGAUUUGCUCUAGAGUCCCUAGAAGCAGAUGUUAAAAGAGCUAAUACUUUGGUCGAGAAAUACAAGAAUCGCGGACGAUUCUACUUACUAGUUAAGUGUCGUUCGAUAGUCGAGGGAGUUGAGCAAGUUACAAGGGAUAUUGGAAGGUCUUUAGCUGCACUGUCGAUUGCGAAUACUGAAGUGCUGUCGAGGAUUUCUGAUCAGGUUGAUAAGCUGCAAGAUGAGAUGCAAAGAGUUGAAUUCGAGGCUUCGCAAUCUCAGCUUGAGAUUGUUGAUAAGUUGAACCAAGGUUUAAGAGACCAGAAACAAGAUCAGGCUUUCGCGAAUGAUAUACUUGAGGAGAUUGCAAUGGCGGUUGGAGUUCCCAUGGAACCGUCCGAGAUAGGCAAAGAGUUGGCCAGCUUUAGGAAGGAAAAAGAAGAGGCUGCUAAUAGGAAAGAAAAGGCCGAAUUCGUUUUCUUGGAGCAGAUCAUUAAGUUGCUCUCUAGAGCGGAUGCGGCUAGAGACUACAAAGAAGUUAAGAUUCAAUACAUUGAAAGGGUUCGAGUGAUAGAAAGAUAUGAUUCGAGGGAAAAAUAUAUUCUACCGCUUAAUUCGUUCCUUUGCUGUAUAACGGGAGCGGUUAUGGUUGAUCCUGUUAGCCUUAACACAGGUACAACAUGUGAGAGAUCGGCGAUUGAAGGUUGGUUUUACGAUGGAAAUAGAACGGAUCCGAAAACAAAAGAGGUUCUUGAUGAUACUAGCUUGAAGUCUAAUAUUCCGAUAAGACAAUCAAUCGAAGAAUGGAGAGAGCUUAAUUAUUGUCUUCUGAUAAGGUCUAUCAGGGAAAAUUUGUUAUCGAAUUCUAAUCUGCAAGAGUCCUUGAGCCAAAUGCAGGCUCUAAUAGCUGAGAAUUCUAUUAACAAGGAUUGGAUUUCUAUCGGAGAACUUACGGAUAACGUUAUCUCGAUCCUCGGAAACUCUAAUGACAGAGAAGUGAAGAUGAAGAUUUUGAUCACUUUGAAGGAUGCUGUAGAGGGGCAUGCAAGAAACAAGGAGAAAUUGGCUGAAUCACAAGGAUGGGAUCAUAUCAUUGCGUGCUUAGAAAGCGACUCUAACAAUUCAAAGGCAGCAAUUGAUUUGUUAUAUGAGUUGCUUCAAGACCGAUCUGGUUGGAAUCAAUGUUUUUGCAAAAAGCUUUCUGAGAACGACACAGCAGUUCCUUUCCUUGUAACUCUUGUAAAGGACCCUGGAAAUGAUUCAGCCGAGGUUGCGCAGAAGAUUUUAAAGGAGCUUUUUGAAAUAAAUGAAAACAGCAUUAUCACUGCUGCUAAUUGUGGCUGGCAUAAGCCACUAGUCGAUCGUAUGAUUCGAGGACCGGAUUCAAGAAUGUCGAUGGCGAAAGCCAUAGUUAAUUUGGAGUUGGAUGAUUUAAACUUGAUACAACUUGGCAAGGAAGGAGUUAUAACUCCUUUGAUAGAAAUGCUGUCUGGAAGUAUCGAAUCGAAAGACCUGUCGUUAUCGGCUCUUGUUAAAUUAGCUGGAUCUCAUGCCAACAAGGGAAUUAUAGCUUCCUCUGGAGGUGUUCCUCUCAUUCUAGAUUUAUUGUUCUCGCCUCGGACACGGGCUUUCAUUACCAUUAAAUGUUCCGAAAUUCUUGAGAAACUUUCUUCUUCCGAUGAUGGAAUCGAUUUCUUUGUUGAUGGAGAAGGGAAACAGCUUGAGUUAGAUUCCAUCAUCACCAAUUUGCUACAUUUGCAGCAAAGUUCGAAUUCAGGCCACAACCUCCGUAAGCCUACGUUACGUGCUCUUCUUGGCAUUUGCAAAUUCGAGACUGGUUUUGUGAAGAAAGCAAUUCUUGCAGCCAAUGGUGUAUCUCUAAUUCUUCCACUUCUUGAUGAUUCCAACUCAGAAAUCCGAGAGACUGCGAUCAACCUGCUCUUUCUUUUCUCUCAGCAUGAACCAGAAGGAGUAGUUGAAUACCUCUUCAAGCCUAGAAGACUAGAAGCUUUGAUUGGAUUUCUCGAGAACGAUGACAAUGAUAACGUACAAAUGGCUGCAGCCGGUUUACUAGCCAACCUACCGAAAUCAGAACGAGAACUAACCUCAAAGUUGAUUGAAAUGGGAGGACUUGAUGCAAUCAUAAGCAUUUUAAAAACCGGAAAAAUGGAAGCAAAAGAACACGCUCUCAGCGCGCUCUUCAGGUUCACGGAUCCUACAAACAUCGAGUCACAGCGCGAUUUAGUUAAACGCGGAAUAUAUCCUUUGCUUGUAAACUUUCUCAAUACCGGCUCAAUCACUGCAAAGGCAAUAGCAGCAGCUUUCAUCGGCGAUCUUUCUAUGAGCACACCAAAGCUAACAGAUGUUUCAAAACCAACUGGCUGCUGGUUUUGCAGACCAUCGCGCAUUCCUCUAUGCGCAGCACACGAUAGCGUAUGCAGCACGACAACCACCUUCUGUCUAUUGGAAGCCGAUGCUUUACCUGGUUUGAUAAAGCUGUUACAAGGAGAGGUUCAUGCAACUGCUUUUGAAGCAAUACAAACACUUUCUACAUUGGUUUUGGAGGAGUUUCCACAUCGAGGUGCUCGUUUGUUGCAUGAGUCAAAUGCAAUGAGGCCUUUGUUGGAGAUUUUGAAUUGGGGUAGUGAGUCACUUAAGGCAGAAGCUUUAGGACUUUUGGAGAAGGUUUUUGUGUCAAAGGAAAUGGUGGAAUACUAUGGAAUGACGGCGAGAUCGCGGCUAGUUUGCUUGACUGGAAAUAAUAUAUAUGGGGAUGGUCACCUUAGAAGGAAAGCUGCUAAGGUAUUGUCAUUGCUUGAACGUUAUUCUAAGUCUUCAUCAUCUGCUAUUUCUGGAGUUUUGGAGUGAAACUCUAAAGAGGAACAAAUUAGUAGUUGGUUACACUAAUUAGUUAUUCUUCUCAUUGAUUAAACAAGUCUUAUAUACUCUUUGAUGUAAUGAGUUUUCAUUUUACUUUUUUCCACUUUUCUUUUAUAAGUAAUGUCCAUCAAGAAUAUUUAUACAAACAUGCUUCAAGUCGUCCCCGCCCCGCCUGUUGUCAUGCCUAACCUUCACAGCUAAAAAAACAUCAACGCAUAUAGACUCGAUCACAACGAAACUGUAACAGUUCCAAGUAUCCCUCCAUAAUUUUCUCUGAUUUCAUUUUCUAAAACUAUUUCUUCUUGAGAUAGAUCUCUACUCCAAUUAAAUCUCCAUUGUCUUACCUCCCCCUCAUUCAAUAUCAGAUCCUUUAUCAAGAUGUUUUUCUUUUCACAAAUAUUGAAAAAAGUCUCGAUAUAUAUCCUUUGAAAAUCUUACAUCACACCAAGGAUCAACCAAAGAAGAGAUUCCCCCCCAUUUCAUAUUUUUCUUUUAAGUUUCAUUGUCAUCCAAUUUGGUUCAAAUCCACAAACUCCAUUCUCUAUGUUUUGUAUAUCUUUCCACCAAAUUGAACAAUUACUCCCUUCCCCAAUUAUCCUACUAC
This is a messenger RNA of Vicia villosa (hairy vetch), 4000 nucleotides long. RefSeq names its product U-box domain-containing protein 44-like. Gene Ontology annotation, biological process: protein ubiquitination; cell surface receptor signaling pathway. Bases 343 to 3384 code for a protein of 1013 amino acids. The record is from RefSeq and is a predicted model, not a curated record. Gene Ontology annotation, molecular function: ubiquitin-protein transferase activity; protein binding. NCBI's taxonomy places the organism in Eukaryota, Viridiplantae, Streptophyta, Magnoliopsida, Fabales, Fabaceae. The transcript is spliced from 4 exons.